AUGGCUGCCGAAGUCAAGCGAGUUCCCAUCCCCCGCCGGGGCGUCGACUAUCGAGGCAAGGUUGUCCUCGCGCCCAUGGUGCGCUCCGGAGAACUGCCUUCCCGCCUGCUGGCUCUCCACUAUGGCGCUGAUCUCGUCUGGGGGCCAGAAACGAUCGACCGUGCCAUGAUUGGGACGACGAGGCGCUUCAACGAAGACUCAAAGACGGUCGACUGGUACCGCGUCGCAUCGCAAGGCCAGAAAGAGCCUCCGGCCGACGCGAAAGAGAGCAUCAUCUACCGGGUCCACCCCGAGCGGGAGGCGGGACGGCUCAUUUUUCAGAUCGGCACCGCCGACCCAGAGCGAGCCGUGGAAGCCGCUCGCCUCGUGGCAGGAGACGUUGCCGGGAUAGACGUAAACGCCGGCUGCCCGAAGCCAUUCAGCACCAGCGGCGGCAUGGGGGCAGCGCUUUUGCGGACACCAGAUAAGCUAUGCGCCAUUCUCGAGGCUUUGGUGAAGAACAUCACGCCCGAGUUUGAGAUCGGAAUCAGCGUCAAGAUCCGGAUCUUGGAGACGGCCGCCGAGACAGAGGCUCUGGUUCGCAGAUUGUGCGCCACGGGUAUCACUGCCCUGACGGUGCACUGCCGCACGACGCCCAUGCGGCCGCGAGAGCGAGCCAUCCGUGGACAGCUGCGCAUGGUCGCCGGGGUCUGCCACGAACACGGCGUUGCGUGUCUCAUGAACGGCGACGUGGAGACCAGAGACCAGGGGCUCAGGCUGGCUGAGGAGUUUGGCGCUGAUGGUGCCAUGAUCGCGACAGCGGCUGAGAAGAAUCCUAGCUGCUUCAGGAGUGAGGCGGACGGUGGCGUCCUGCCUUGGCAGCCUGUGGUUGAGGAGUACCUCAAGACGUGCAUGGAGGUGGACAACCGAUUUGGCAACACAAAGUAUUUGCUCGCGCAGAUGGUGCCUGGCAAGGAGCGAUUCUACCAGCCCGUCAACCAAGGCAAAAGCUACACAGACAUGUGCAAGAACCUGGAGUUGGAGCACCUCCUCGAACAAGCCAAGGAGGCGGAUGCGAAGCGGGGCUUGGAUCGUCCCAAAGAAAAGACCUCCAAGAAGAAGAAGAAGAACAACCCCAGCGCCCUUGCCGCUGGUGGUCAGAUGGGCCAGGCGAGGGAGAACUCGCAGCAUCGCAAGGCGCUGUCUGAGCGAGGAGCCACUACGCAGUCUGCACUGGAACCUGAGCCGGCUGCGGUGGCGGCAUAA
This is a messenger RNA of Purpureocillium lilacinum, 1245 nucleotides long. RefSeq lists its product as uncharacterized. NCBI's taxonomy places the organism in Eukaryota, Fungi, Ascomycota, Sordariomycetes, Hypocreales, Ophiocordycipitaceae. Gene Ontology annotation, cellular component: cytoplasm. The record is from RefSeq and is a predicted model, not a curated record. Gene Ontology annotation, biological process: tRNA dihydrouridine synthesis. Gene Ontology annotation, molecular function: flavin adenine dinucleotide binding; tRNA dihydrouridine synthase activity.